Daphnia pulicaria is the source of this 3529-nucleotide messenger RNA. RefSeq names its product ornithine decarboxylase-like. Gene Ontology annotation, molecular function: ornithine decarboxylase activity. The record is from RefSeq and is a predicted model, not a curated record. Lineage: Eukaryota; Metazoa; Arthropoda; Branchiopoda; Diplostraca; Daphniidae. Gene Ontology annotation, cellular component: cytoplasm. The transcript has 5 exons. The coding region runs from base 648 to 2222 and encodes 524 amino acids.
GCAAACUCAGUCGUAGGUUGAACACUGGUCGAUUCGCACAGCCAAGUCUUCUUGUCUCUUCUCUCCCACAAAAAUCCUUUCAGUUGUUUCAGUCGGCCAUUGGUAACAGCGUCAGCACGAGUCGUCCGAGUUCUCUCCGUCGCCAACCCGUCGAAACUGUCUCCAAACUGGGGGUUAAUUCUCCUCUUGAGAUUUUGUCCAAUUCAACGUUUUGAGAAUUCCGCCGCUAAGAGUUAAGCCCAACGGGUGCGCACCUAAGAAGGGUUGCAACUCGGGGCGUGUUAGGGUUUCAUACUGGACCCGAACUAGCUGGCACAUAGCAUUGAAUCGCGAACCUCCGUGGCCCGGUCCGGACACUUCUGAAACCUGAUAUCCACCCUAGGGCACUAACUGAUUAUAGUUGCCCAACUCUUCAAGACUACAAUUGCACGGCAUACCACGGCAUAUCCUGAAAAGAUUUUCGUUCGGAACAGUCGAUUCGAUCUCGGCCUCUUUGGUUUUUUAUAAUUAUCUUUAUUAAAAAAUAAGGAGCAGAGGAAAUUAGUCGAGUUUUCUCUGCCCAUCAGUCCAUUCUGCAACAUCUCUCUGUUACAUAAACGUCAUCACACACAAAACAAACCACCAAAAAACAAGCAACACUUUACAAAAUGAAACCUGAAAUGUUGUCAAUGGUUGACGCUUCGGCCGACUGUCAACUGGCUGAUGGAACUCCCAAAAUCCACGUUUUGGAGCCCGGCAAGGAGAAUUGGGAUGUCAUUCGCGACGUGGCCCACUCUGGUGUCCAAGAAGAGGCUUUUUACGUCUUGGACGUUGGCGACAUCAUCCGCAAGCACAAGGAGUGGAAACUCAAAAUGCCCCGUGUCGCUCCCUUUUACGCUGUCAAAUGCAACGACAACCGGACUGUGUUGGAGACUCUGGCCUCGCUAGGAGCCUCCUUCGACUGCGCCUCUAAGAGUGAGAUUGCCAAAGUGUUGGAUUUGGGAGUGGAGACGGACCGCAUCAUUUUUGCUAAUCCAGCCAAGCAAGUGUCGCAUAUUCGCUAUGCUUCGUCUGUCAACGUCCAAGCCAUGACGUUUGAUAACGAGAGCGAAUUGUACAAGGUCAAGGAACAUCAUCCCACGGCCAAAAUGGUGCUGCGCAUCCGUUGCGAUGCCAAGCGCGUCCAAUGCCCUUUGGGCAUUAAGUUCGGCGCCUUCCCGAAAGAUGCACCUCGUCUGGUGGCCCUGGCCGCUAAAUUGGGCGUUGAUUUGGUUGGAAUUAGCUUCCACGUUGGUUCUGGUUGUGAUGAGCCUGAAGUCUUUGAACGCUGCAUCGUUAUCGGUCGCCAGAUCUUCGAUCUGGCCGCCCGUGACUACGGCAUCAACAUGACUCUGCUGGAUCUGGGCGGUGGCUAUCCCGGCAAUCGGGGCUCUUCCAUCAACUCUAUCGCUGCCAUCGUUAAUUCAUCGCUGGAUCGCCAUUUCCCCGAGGGCUGCGGCGUUGACAUCAUUGCCGAGCCUGGUCGCUAUUACGUGGCCUCUGCUUUCACACUGGCCACUCGCAUUCACGGUCGUCGUCAGCUGACCAACGAUGACGAAGACGCUGAUGGGCCUCGUACACCGGCCAACACGUCGUAUUUCUAUUACAUCAACGACGGCGUUUACGGCAGUUUCAACUGCAUGCUCUACGAUCACGCUGUAGUGACGCCAUUGCUGUUGGAGCCCCGCCCGGGUCCCGAUUUCAGCUGCAACAUUUGGGGUCCCACCUGCGACGGAUUGGAUCGUAUCGCCACCAACGCUCAACUGCCACUGAUGGACGUUGGCGAUUGGUUGAUUUUUGAAGAUAUGGGCGCCUACACUUUGGCUGCCGCUGGAUGCUUCAACGGUUUUCCCGUCCCCAAGGUCUACCCUGUGGUUCAACCGCACACUUGGUUUUUCCUCAAAGAACGCGCUCCUUACACCGAGUCGCAUUUCGUCAUGGGGUCUCCAUCGCCCCUCCCGGCAGCUGACCUUUUGCCCAAGAUUUCUUGUGCCAUGGAGAUGUACAACAACAGCAGCAGCAACAACAACAACAACGGCACUCAUCUUCUGAUGCCGUCGUCUGUCUGCUCAUCUUCUAUCGACACGGAGGAUCCAUCGACAUCGGAUGCCGUGUCAACUUCGUCGGAUGGCGACGUGUCCGACAAUUAUGGUGACUCGGCUGAUUUCUUGGCCGAUUUACUUGAAGUCACUUCGGUGAUGUAAUAAUCAGUCGUGAGAAAGAAACAACAACAAAGAAACAAGAAUCAGAAGAGAAACUGACCAAAACUUGUAUUUUCUUUUUCUUUUCAUCUUCAUUUCUUUUUUUCGAUUUCAUUUUCAAUCCCUUCCUGACCCACCAAAUUUUCUUUUGUUUUAAUGGAAAAGGCGAUCUUACGUCAUCGCUCGCAUUUCACCGUCUACACAAAACAAUUUUUCUCCAAAAAAUACCAAAAGCGUCAGUCAGUCUCUGCCUGAUUUACAAAAAUUAUCUCUAUUUCUCCUUAUUUUUAAGUAAAAAAGAAAAAAAAAAAACACUUUUUCCUGCUAUAACUUUAUGGGUUUCGUCGUGUGUCUGUUUGUUGUGUCUUGUUUAAAAAACCCCCUCGCACGUGCGUCUUCUUUUCUUCUGAUUUUUCUCUAAAAAUGAAAUGCCGGACCAAAUACUUCAAAAGAAAAAGAUGAUACAUUUGUUUGUUUUUUCCACUCCAAGAAAAUAACGACUUCUAAAAGAAAAAAGGAAAGAGUUUAAUUCAGAAAUGGACCAACAAAAAAAAAGGAAAAAAGUUGUACGAAUUGAAAUGGAUUUGCUCAGGCAUUCCUCCACACUACCAAAAGUAUCAAACGACUGGGCAAAUUCUUUCGACUCGUCAACACUUGUUUUUCUCUAAAAUCUAAAAAAAAAAGUUUAAACCUAAUUUUUUUUUUUCAUCCUUCUUACCCAUUAUUUCAACUAUUGAAUUCAUAUGGAAGAAAAGAUGCGCAAUACUGUCAUGGGGGUAUCAGUGUCAUUUUUCCUUUUUUUCUGUUCAUUUUCCCUUUCAUUACAUUUUCUUGUCGUCUAUUUAGAGAUGUUCCGCAGCGUUUUCUUUUUCAGUAGCCAUACCACAGGGGGAUAUUUUUUCCUUUAUUUCAAAUUUAAGUUUUUAUGAUUAUUAUUAUUAAUAAUAUAUCUUAAAAAAGCUAUUCUUUCAACGAUGGGGAUAGUAUCACACUCAAAAUAAAACCACAGAACAUCUUUGAAAGAAAAUUUUUGCUGUUAUCUUCCUUUUUGCUUUGGAUUUGUUCUCGGUCUCAGCCAUUCAACUUUUAUCGAUCGAAUUCAACUUCAUUCAAUACAAAUUAUUUGAACAGCGAAAAAAACCAGAAAAUGCGUUAUUUUAGUUCCUUUUCAAUAUGAGAUUGUCAUUUGAUUUCCUUGUUUUUUGUGUGUCCAUCCCCUUCCCACUCGCCAUCAGUGUCAUCGAUCCAUGUAGUGGAGCCAAAAACAGGAAAACAUUAUAUGCCAAUACAAUCUGUGUGUGUAUAUGGUA